AUAAGACAGUGGCUGCCAUCAGACACCAGUUUAUGGAUACAGUGAUAAUCUGACUGCCAUUCUGAGAGUGCAUUUUUGGACAGCAAAAUUUAAGAGCCAGAGCAGGAUGGCCGAGGCCAGUAGCAGCAGUAAUGACAUGGACAUGGUGUCCGUUGAAGAUCUCUCCAUGAGAGAAGCUUUAAAGAUGUGUCGAGAGACGACCACCAUUGAGACGAUCAUUGCCUUAACAAAACAUGAAAAUCCCAUCGUCAGGCAAAAUGCGCUCAAGCAAAUGUGUCCGUGUAGGGUCAAGGAGGACUUGUCCGACUUCUGGGCCAGAGUUCUGCAGAUGACACAUGACGAGGCAGACAAUGUAAGGCAGCAGGUUCUGCACACACUCUGUGAUGGGUCACCAAACCACAUGGAAUAUGAGGUGAUAGCAGCUGUAGAGGAUUUCAACAGGGAUCCUAACCCCAAGAUCAGGCGAACAGCACACAAGGUCCUCGGAACAUACCGCAAGAAGAGGAAAUGGAACAUCUUGUGAGAGCCUCCCCGAAGAAAUUUCAGUUGAGGAAACUGCAAUGCGGAUGUAUCGUCCCAGAGAGAGUGGAGUCACCGAGUCAAGAUGGCGCUGUGCUGGAAACCACAGUGAUUUCGCAUGGCGCUGCACGGGAAACUGCAGUGAUUGUAUAAUCAUCCAAGAGUGAACCAAGAAGGUCAAGGAUGUGUUGAGUUUUGAUUUGAAUUGAGAGAGACUUAGUUUCUACUCCAUGCAAGAUUGUUUUGAAAAUCUAAACCAGAGAUAUUGGACAGUAUUUUUGGAUCAAAAAUUUGUCAGUUCCAUUCUAUUUGACCUCUGUGAUUGUAUAAUCAUCCAAGAGUGAACCAAGAAGGUCAAGGAUGUGUGGAGUUUUGAUUUGAAUUGAGAGAGACUUAGUUUCUACUCCAUGCAAGAUUGUUAUGAAAAUCUAAACCAGAGAUGUUGGACAGUAUUUUUGGAUCAAAAAUUGGUCAGUUCCAUUCUAUUUGACCUCCGCAAUCAAAACAUCCCUCUAUUAUGAAGAAAAGUUAACAUCAGUUCAAAGGAUGUCCUUUAAUAAAUAUAGUGGUUUUACUGGAUUUGAAAGGUAUAAACAUAAUCAUCUCUGCAGCCAACCACAAUUAUGUCCUCAAUACAAACAGGGGAUGAGAACACCUCGCCAGGAAGAUGUCUUUGAUACAUCAUCUCCCCAGACAUGACAUCAAGAAUAUACAUUGUGCCUCUAGUGGAGAAAAAACAAACUAUUGUCACGCAUUUUUCACAAGAUUUUCCUCCACUGCAAUGACACGAUUUAUUCCUAAUUUGUUGAGUUUCUUUUGAAGGGCUGUCAUUUGUUCUCAAAUGAUCAUCACAAGUUUUACUGGCAGUCACAUCACACACUCUUUCCUCUGUUCCUUCAAAACGUGUUUUCAGUUUAUCCUUGGCAGUUAAAGAAAAUGUGAAUGGGGUUGCAAAUACUGAGGAAUCUGCCAUAAACUUCCAUUUGCACUGUCCUGAUUGGUCGAGACAAUAAACACACGAGUCAUGUGAUCCAAAGAUGAUCAUUUGAUUGGUUGUCGUGAGGCAAGGUGAGGAAAAGACCGGUCCUCCUGUCUCGUAUUUCCAGAUCUGAAAAGAAUAUCACGUGAAGGUCAUUAUCUUACUGCAAAUUAUAUCUGGGCCGGGGCAAUAUUUACACACAGAAGAACGUUUCUGGUAAAAAAGGGUGACACAAUUCUAAAAUACAAAACUACAAAAUACAAAACUACAGGAAGUACGCCAACCAGACUUCUGCAGACCUUUUAAUCAUUUUAGUAGAAGAAAAAGAAUUAAAGGUCAUUUUUGAGAUUCUUGGAAAAAGCAUUAUGUCAUUUGAAUUUGAAUCAAACAAAUCAAUGGUGCUAUUUCAUCACACCAUUUCUUCAAAUGGAAAACCUCCAUGCUGAAAAAUUUAGAUGUCUGUGAUUUUAGUUCACCCUUCAAGUCAUCUUUUAGUGCCAUAUGAAGAAGACACUCACCAGACUUCCUGCAUGGUUAACAUAGUAGAGGCAUCCAUCUACACAGCCAGCUAUUAUCCCAUCAAGAGUGGCACACGGGGAUGAGAAGACUGGCUUUUUGGUGUUGUAGGUCCACAGCAGGUCACCAGUAUCCUAGAAAGUAGAAUGAAAAGUAGAUACAUGCCCAGUUGUCUUCUGAUCUAUUUUACAAGGAACAAUAAGUUAGUCUCUGUUGAAUAAUGUGUCUAGCUGCAUAGCUAUUUCCAAAUACGAAUCGGCUAUCACAGCCUGACAAAAGCUUAUGUAACGCAUUGUAUGAACAAAGAAACUAUGUCUUUCAAAAUAUUCCUUUAUCAUAAAGUAAA
This is a messenger RNA of Lineus longissimus, 2360 nucleotides long. RefSeq lists its product as uncharacterized. The record is from RefSeq and is a predicted model, not a curated record. NCBI's taxonomy places the organism in Eukaryota, Metazoa, Nemertea, Pilidiophora, Heteronemertea, Lineidae. The transcript is spliced from 3 exons. The coding region runs from base 107 to 523 and encodes 138 amino acids.